Messenger RNA from Cucumis sativus (cucumber), 972 nucleotides. Its product is annotated as probable WRKY transcription factor 75. Bases 114 to 761 code for a protein of 215 amino acids. Gene Ontology annotation, molecular function: sequence-specific DNA binding; DNA-binding transcription factor activity. NCBI's taxonomy places the organism in Eukaryota, Viridiplantae, Streptophyta, Magnoliopsida, Cucurbitales, Cucurbitaceae. The transcript is spliced from 2 exons. The record is from RefSeq and is a predicted model, not a curated record. Gene Ontology annotation, biological process: regulation of DNA-templated transcription.
GAAUCUUCAAACUUCAAAGUGUAAUUGAAACAGAACUUCUCUUCUUUAGCCGCCAAUACUAUUUCUCUCUUUCUCUCUUUCUCUCUUUUUCUCUCUCUUUCUUUGGAGACCAAAUGAUGGAAAAUUUCCCUAGUUUUCUCUCAACUUCAUCCUCUUCAUCCGCCCUUUCUCUCCAACAAAUCUUGUUUUCUCGAGCUUCCAACCACGGGGGAGACCAUUUUCGACAGCCACCCUUCGUCUCUGAUGGCUUUCCGAUCUUGUUUCGUGACGUUUCAACAGACGACAUGUCGUUUGAUGCAACGAGUAGUGUGAAGGAUGAUGAUCGUAAUAAUGUUGCUGUUUCGGUUAGUACUGAAAGGUUUCGUGUUGAUGGGUCGUCGGGUAGAAGUGGAGUAGUGGAAUAUGGGUUGAAGAAGGAGGAGGGGGAGGGGAGGGGACGAGGGGAGGAUUGUGAUAAGAAGAAGAAGAUGAGAAAUAGAAGAUUUGCUUUUCAAACAAGAAGUCAAGUUGAUAUUCUUGAUGAUGGUUAUAGAUGGAGGAAGUAUGGACAGAAGGCUGUGAAGAACAACAAAUUCCCAAGAAGCUACUAUAGAUGUACACACCAAGGAUGCAAAGUGAAGAAGCAAGUUCAAAGGCUAACAAGAGAUGAAGGAGUGGUGGUGACAACUUAUGAAGGCAUUCAUUCUCAUCCCAUUGAGAAAUCCACUGAUAAUUUUGAGCAUAUUUUGUCUCAAAUGCAAAUUUACACUACUUCUUAUUGACAUUAUCAUCAUCUUAGAUAGCAUAGACUAUUACAUACACACACACACACACACUUUCAAUUUUCCUUUUUAAUUAUAUACAUAAACUUUACUCAUCUCUUCUGUACAUUUCUUUUAUUUAAUUUGUUGCAUAAAGGAAACAAUAUCAUUUAUUUUCAUUCCUAUUUGUGUGUUGGAAAUGACGACUUGGGCUUUUAGCCCAAUGCUCAAA